UCACACGCACAAACUUCACCGUCUCGAUAAACGACUAAUUGCCAGACUACGUUUCUCAAAGUUCUGGACAACCUCACAAGAUGUUCAAAUGCAAGCGUUGUCAAGCUGAGAGCAGGGAUGGCGCUAAAUGCGUGGGAUGUCAGGGUCAAUUCGACUUUCCCUGCGCUGGUAUCACCGAAGGCGGGUGGAGGAAAUUGGGUGAACGGAAGAACACUUGGAAGUGUGGCAACUGUAAAUCCUCGACUGUAUCCAGUCCUCGCCCCGCUGGCACAUCCACCGCCACGCCCGUUCAGGCUGAUAUGGAAUCCAUUAUGGCAGAGCUAAAGGCCCUUUCAGCGCAAAUGGACACCUUACCUACGUUGAUGGAGAACAUGAAAGCCAUCCAAUUAGAAUUGGCAGAGCUCAAAUCCACCAGAUCUGAGUACGAGAGUUUAAAAACGGGUGUUGAGUUCUUGGAUCAGACAGUGGAGGCACUGGCGAAUAAAGUUUCGGGGUUGCAGAAUGAAGUGGACUGCCUUGCGAAGUCGAAGGACCAGAUGACGGCGUUGCACGAUCGAUGUUCCAGACUUGAAGAUAUCCAGCGGGAAGCUGAGCAAAGAUCUAGAUUGAACAACCUGGAAAUUAAGGGUGUCCCAAUGACGAACUCUGAAAAUCUCUUCGAAAUUGUUGGCAAGAUUGGAGAUUUAAUUGGGUGCAAUAUCCCGAAAGAGCAAAUCAACUUUAUUGCGAGAGUACCGACGCGAAACAACGACCAAAAUAAAAAUAUAAUUUGCUCGGUUCAUAACAGAUACCUGAAGAAUAACUUCGUGGCGGCAGCAAAGAAACUCAAGUCUUCCAUAACUGCCAGCAAGUUGGGCCUGAAGUCGGAUAGUGUUAUUUAUGUUAACGAUCAUCUGACUUUUGAGAACAAAAUGCUCUUAAACAAAACUAAAAAACUUGCUAGGGAACGUGGUUUUUUAUAUACAUGGGUUGUCGGUUGCAAAAUCCUGACAAGGAAAAAUGCUACCUCUCCCACCCAUCACAUAAAAACGGAACAGGAUCUCAAAAAAAUUCUAAAUUAA
This is a messenger RNA of Spodoptera frugiperda (fall armyworm), 1061 nucleotides long. RefSeq lists its product as uncharacterized. The transcript has a single exon. NCBI's taxonomy places the organism in Eukaryota, Metazoa, Arthropoda, Insecta, Lepidoptera, Noctuidae. The record is from RefSeq and is a predicted model, not a curated record. The coding region runs from base 81 to 1061 and encodes 326 amino acids.